Monosiga brevicollis MX1 is the source of this 16683-nucleotide messenger RNA. RefSeq lists its product as uncharacterized. The coding region runs from base 1 to 16683 and encodes 5560 amino acids. NCBI's taxonomy places the organism in Eukaryota, Choanoflagellata, Craspedida, Salpingoecidae. Gene Ontology annotation, molecular function: G protein-coupled receptor activity. Gene Ontology annotation, biological process: negative regulation of adenylate cyclase activity; cell communication. The transcript has 3 exons. The record is from RefSeq and is a predicted model, not a curated record. Gene Ontology annotation, cellular component: membrane.
AUGGGGGCCACCCGCCCAGCGCCGGCGCUCCGGCCAUGGCUCUGCAGCAUGCUUGUUGCCCGAGUGCUGGUCGCUGUCCUCUUCUUGGGCUCGGCGCUGGCCCAAACAGCCAACCUGCAAACUCAGUGUCCCUCCCCGUGCGUGCUUGAAGAAGGGGAUACGCUCACGGUGGUCGUGGCACUCUCAGCAGCCACCUCCUCCAGUGUCGUGCUGCAAGUCGACGUGAAAGACACUCUGUCAAGCUCCUCCCCCACCAUGGAUGAUGUGUCCCCAAGCACGCAGUAUGCCGUCUUUGAAACCGGACAAAGUUCCGUUGAACUUACCUUCACGAUUGAUGAAGACACCACGCCUGAACUCAACGAGACUUUAUACGCCAUUCUUUCUAACCCAUACGCCAACAGCGUCACGCUGGGCACCGCGGCUCUGCCCUUUACCAUCCUAGCCAAUGACAGCCCGUAUGGCACCAUUACCCUGACCCCCGUGGUGGGCACUGUGACAGAGGGUGGCACCUUUAUCAUUAAUGUGGCGCGCACCGGCGGUCUUUUCGAGGCACAAAACAUUUCGUGGACUAUUGCCAAUGGUGCUGCUGAUUUUGUCGUGUCGCAAGGCGUAUAUCGUCUUGCUGCCGGUAUCAGACAAAGUUCUUUUGCCAUUGCCACCAUCAACGACGAUCUUCCUGAGUUGCGUGAAACCUUUGCCCUCAGCAUCAUUGGCAUCGACGGCGGGGCGGCGGCAUCCACAGCCGCUGUAUCCCUCGCCAUUGCAGCUUCUGACUACCCAUGUGGCAUCAUUACGGUCGAUGGCGCCACCACCACAACGGUUGAAUCCAGCUCGUUCGCCGUCGGCCUGCGGCGAAAUGCCGAUCGCGCGCUCGGUGCAGUCGAUAUUGUGUUUUACCUCGAGCAAGCCUCCGCACUCUCUGCUGAAAACCAGGCCAUGGCCGGAGCUGAUUAUGUCAACGCCUCGGGUGUUGUUCGCCUUGAGCAAGGCGAUACCACGGGCACCAUCAGUAUCACCGUGCUGGAUGAUUCCGAGCCAGAAGCUGAAGAAUGCUUUUUCCUGCAUCUGCGCACCUCCACGACAGAUGCUCGCAUCGACAAUGUCACCACACUUUUGUGCAUCGCAGGCAAUGACAUGGGUGCAGGCACCUUUGCCUUGGCCGCAGCCAGUCAGCUUGUUGACGUGGAUGAACCGGCCACGGGCUCUGUGGCAGUCACUUUGACUGUGGUCCGCCAAGUUGCCCAAUUUGGUACUGCUCAGGUGGCCUGGACGGCUUCCUCGAGUGGAUCUGCCAGUCCAGACCGCUUUUCGCCUAACUCUGGCGUGGUGUCUUUUGCUGAUGGCCAAACCGAGGCCGCACUGGUCAUCACCAUUCUUGGCGAUGACGACCCUGAGCUCGAAGAGCAAAUUCUUGUCCAGCUUCAGUCUGUCACCGCUGCCGUUGCUGGUCAAGCCGCCCUGGUAUUCCCGACAUCGGGCGUCAUUGCUGUCGCCGCCAAUGAUGAUCCCUACGGCAUCUUUUCACUCAACGUCACUGACGUUGACGAAGAGGGAACGCCUAUUGUGGAAGGUUCGAGCCUACUCGUGGAGCUGACGCGUGCUGCCGGCACCUUCAACACAGUCUCUGUGCCAUGGACCCUGUUGCAAGGUGACAACCUAGCGCAGACCGACUUUCAGGCUGUUGAAGGGAAUGUCACUUUCACCGCCGGCGCCACCAGCGCCAGUUUCAACCUUCUUGCGUUGAACGAUGGCAUUGCAGAAUUCAAAGAAGCCUUUGUCCUUCAGCUAGGUACACCCUCCUUGGGAGAGCUGGGCAACACCGUGUCUGCCCGCCUGUACAUCCCCGUCAAUGGUAAUCCCUCGGGUCAGUUUAGCAUGACCUCGACCGAGCUCGCUUUUACCGAGCCCAGUGCUGCCGAAGUUUUGCGACAAGUCCAGUGUGGCAUUAGGCGCACUGGCUCCACCCUCGGCGCUGUCUCGGUGCGCAUCCGCACCAGUUUUGUGGCACGACCUGCCGUUGAUGGGACACCCACCCAGGCCGCGACCCAACUGGAGGACAUUGUCAUCAAUGAAGUGGAUGUUCAAUUCGCUGCUGGCGAGACCACCAAGCAGGUGCCCUUUUACAUCCUUUCAGAUGAUUUUCCGGAGCCUCGGGAAACUUUUGAAAUCUAUCUUGCUUCCAUCGUCAGCCAAACCGAGCCGGGUGCGGCGGCCGUCACUGCAAGCAACACCACGACUGUGGCCAUUGCACCCAAUGAUGUCGCAGCUGGUCGCUUUUCUCUUGCCAACGCCUCAGCUGUGGUUAAGGUUCAGGAAGGAGACGUCUUCAACCUGGAGGUCCGUCGCGAAUUGGGCAACUUUGGCACGGCCGCUGUAGCAUGGCAAGCCAUCAACGCAGAUGGCCAGCUUUCGCCCACGAAAGGCUGGCUGCAUUUUGACGGUAGCCAAGCAAGCGCCACCAUUGCUUUAAAUGUCAUUGAUGAUGCCACCCCUGAGUUGGCAACGACUUUUGCCCUCAAUCUCACCAACAUCACAGCGCAAAUUUCAGACCAGGCAGAGAUGGCCUCAGCCCCCCAAACGUCACUCACCAUUGAAGUUGCCGAGAAUGACGAUGCACGCGGCAUCUUUGCCUUGAGUGAUCUCUCACCUGUGCAAACCGUUCUUGACGAGCCAACAAAUGGUGCUUCAACAUCACUGGAAUAUACGGUUGUGCGCACGGCAGGAGCCUUGACUACCGAGGUCAUUUCAUGGACACUGAUGACCCCAUGCAACUCGAGUGUAGCUGGCUGCGACUACCUCACCAACAGUGACUUUGCCGCCCUGGGCGGAACCCUGACCUUCGACGUUGGGGUGCGCGAGCGCUCCUUUAAUGUUACAGUCCUGGACGAUGACACGCCAGAGCUUGAAGAGAUUGUCUAUGUGCGCUUGAGCCACGCCUCAAAUCCUCAGCUGAUCGGCAGCCGGACACAAGCCCAGCUGACGGUAUCUCUGAACGACGACCCCUUUGGCAUCUUUUACAUUGAUGUGGACGGCCUGACCAUGGUCGUUGCUGAGGGCCAGCGCCAACCAGCAGAGGUGGCGAUACCCAUUGCGCGCGCCGCAGGCACAUUCGACACCGUGGAAGUACUUUGGUCCCUGCGCGGCGUGUCAGCGGGCUUUAACGAUCCCUCACCGGACGUGGCCCCCACCAACGGCACCCUGACUUUUGGCCCAGGACAAACACAAGCUACGCAGGUUCUCUCUAUUUUGCCCGACGCCCUACCAGAGCUGCAAGAGACUUUCAACUUUAUUCUGAACGGCUUUAGCGAUGGUUCGCCGGCUGAGACCAGUCUUGAUGGUACACGCAGCGUUUUGCUCGUGACCAUCAAUGCGUCAGACUACCCGCAUGGCGUCUUUGAGUUCAACUCAACGGAUCAAACCCUCAAUGAGACGUCGGCUCCCAUCAUCACCCUGCCUGUGCAUCGUCGCUGGGGCACGUUGGGAGAAGUCCGCGUCGAAGUCAUGGUCACUCUCCAAGGCGCCAGCACGGCCGAUUACACGCCUAGCACGACGCUCUUUCGAUUGGAUUUUGCUGAUGGCGAGGCCCAGCGCAACCUCACCUUUCAAGUGAACCACGACAACAUCCCUGAAGUGAACGAGAGCUUGACCUUUUCCAUCCUCACCGUGCAGCUCGUGGAUCGCCAAUCAACGGAGCGCCCCAUUGUGGGUGCUAAUAAUGCUGUGACCUACACCAUUCUCGAAAAUGACGACGCCCGAGGUGUUUUCGAAGUGGCAACGCCGCUCCUCGCGGUCCCAGAAACUUCCCGCACCCUCGACUUUGCCAUCCAUCGCAGUCGGGGCCUGUUUGGGGCUGUAUCCGUGCAUUUUCGCGUUCAAGGGGGCACGGCUGAGUUGGGCAGCGAUAUACUGGGUGUCGAGGCUGGAGUCCUGAUGUUUACCGAAAACCAAGCCUCGGCCAGCUAUCAGUAUUCUUUGGUGGACGAUGCCGUGCCGGAGGAGGCCGAAACUCUGACCAUUGUUAUUGUCAACGUUUCGGCGGGCCGACUUGGCUCUGACACGCAGACGCAGCUCAUGAUCGAAAAGAAUGACGACGCCAAUGGUGUCGUUUCUUUCCACGCUUCGGCUGUGUCAGCAGCGCUGCAACGCUACGCCGAAGUCCAAAACAACAUCACACUCUUGGUGCAGCGUACCCGGGGACUCUUUGGUAACGUGAGUGUUGAAUACAACGUCACAAGCAACAGCGGCAGCAGUGCGAAGAACGACCUUUUGCCGCACAAUGGCGUGUUCUGGUUUGCUGAAGGCGUUGACGAAGCCGAAUUGCCGCUCGUUAUCAAUGAGGACUCGACGCCCGAGCUGGAGGAGUCAUUUACAAUUCAACUUGGUACUGUAUCAGGUGGUGCGCGCUUGGCCACGAGCAACACACACGCGGUUGUGACCAUCCUGGCCAAUGAUGAGCCCCUCGGCAUUGUGCAGCUUGACCCCAUAACUGAGGUCGGCAUGCAACUGGAGAACGGGUCACGGGUCCUCGCUUUUCCCGUGUACCGCUCGGGUGGUACUCUUGAGCCCAUUGUUGUCACGGGUGACUUGACAGUGGCUCGCGAAGACGAUGGCGUCUGCGUUGCAGAUGCGGCAUUUGGCGCUAGCGUUGUGACGGUCACAAUGCCGCUCAACUCGAGCAAUGCGCUUCUGGUUCUUGACCUCCCCUCAACCGCCCCUGUUCAAUCCGUCACUCAGUUCUGCCUGCAACUGCGACCCCCAACCCGGGAAGACGGUUCCGUGCUCCAGCUCAAUGGCGGUGACUCUCCACGUCUGGGUGCCAUCCGGCGAGUGGUGGCAAGUCCCAAUCCAGCCAUUCUUCCGGCAUUCUUCGCCAUCGCGCCUCCACUGCAACGCAUUGCAGAAGGCGCACGCGGGUUGUUUUCGAUUUCGCGCCACACGGGUACCUACGGCUCCGUGACCUUGCAGAUUGACUGCUCUGGCACUGACUGUGACGCCCUCAUCCCCUCAAACAAUACCUUUGUUUUCCCGGCCGGUGAGGCUACAGCACAAGAGUUUAGCGUAGCGGUGCUUGAUGACGAUAUUCCAGAGAUGACCCGCAACGUGACCCUGUCACUUCGUGUGGUGGCGGGCAAUGCUUCCGUCACGCCAAGUGAGGCCGAGGCCACCGUUUCAAUCCCGGACAGCGAUGAUCCGUAUGGCAUCAUUAGUCUGGAGCCGAGGCAACAGCAGACGCAACAAAAUGGGGGCGUGGCUUCAGCCACCGUGCUGCGAAGUGCCGGCCAAUUUGGGGCCGUCACAGUCGAGUGGAGGGUUGAGACCGAUGACGCUCAGUUUGGCGUCGACUACAACACUUCUGGUGGCACGGUGGUGUUGCUACCUAACACCACCAAUGCGUCGCUGUCCGUACAACUCUUGCCCACAAACAACAGCGAUAUCAAAUCCCUGAGUAUCGUCAUUGCGGCCGUCUCGAACCCGUUGGGAACGCCGUCAUUGCAGGCUAAUCGCAGCGAUGUCCUGCUUACCAAUUGCUUUGGCUGCACGGUUGGCUUUGGCUCCGACGUUAUUUUUGCUGUGGAAGGCAACACUUCGGCCGGUUUCGUGAUUGAACGCACUCCAAACGCCUUUGACCAUCUGGAGCUGGCCUGGUCGCUUCUAAACGCUUCUGGGCAAUUUUUGAAUACCAGCGGCAUUGUAUCCAUGCCGAUUGGUCUCGAAUCAGCCUUUGUACCACUUCUUGCUCUCGAUGACUUGACACCCGAAUUUGAACAGGCGUUUCAACUCGAGUUGCUAAUUUUGCAAGGAGAGACGCAACUGGGUACUUCAACCACGGCUACGGUGCUUAUCCCCGCCAACGACUACCCCUACGGGCGCUUCGAGCUGACUCCACUAACGGCCAACUUGAGCGAGUCGGCAGGGCUUGAUUUCGUCACCCUGACUGUGCAGCGCCCAAGUCCGAGUGGUUCUAUGGGCCAUGUUGUCGUCUCGCUCGAUGUAGAUGAUGGUGCUUUAGCCCGCUUUAGCGUGGUUGAUCGUGUCAACGGAUCUUCGUUUGCUACACUUGGGAAUUCAUCGACGAUGCAGUGCGCAAGCUAUUGCUUGGCAGCUUUGAAUGCCACGUGCGAUGCGUUUGAGUUUGACAGUGCUACGACCACCUGUUAUCUGCUGGCCGCGAAUGCGUCUUUGGAAACGCCUGCGGUGUCUGGCACCCUCUAUCUACUGACGCAGCCCGAGCCGACUGUUGCCCCCCUUCAGUUUCGUGAUUUUGUGCUGACGCAACGUCUCCUGACCUUUGCAAAUGGCCAGCGUGCACACACAGUUGGCCUACAGGCCUUGGACGACAACGUCACCGAGGGCUGGCAAAAUUUUACAGUCCGCCUUUCCUCCGUGGCCUUGCAGUCAAGUGCAACGACCACAGUGCAUGAGCUGAGCACUGCUCCCGGUCUCAGCUCCACGCAUGUGACAAUUUUUCCCAGUGAUGGAGCCGGCGGGGCGUUUGCAUGGCGCAACUCGACGGCCGAGGUCGUCGAGGGCAGCACCUUAUCCGUCAUUUUGGCACGAACUCGUCCAGCCAUUGUCGAUAUCACCCUGGAUUGGAUGCUCAUUGAUGGUGCCUCGGAUUUUGUAAAUAGUAGCGGUAGCCUAGAACUGAGAGCAACAGAUGAGUUUGCCACGGUGUCGUUGACGGCUUUGGCCGAUCAGAUGCCAGAGUUGACUGAGAAUUUCACCUUGCAAAUCGCUUCGCGCGAAAACUAUGCAACGAUUGAGACGGGCGGCGCUGAAAUGACCAUCUCCAUUCCCGCGUCUGAUGACCCUUAUGGUCGCAUCUCUGCUCGGCUCAGUGGUUCUGGAGAGGAAGGCACCGUACUUGAGUUGGCGCUGACACGCGCAGGGGGCCACCUUGGAGAGUCCAGGGUAUUCUGGUGGUUGGAAGGAGCUGACAGCCAAACAAAUGUUUCUUCCGGCGUCUUCUUCUUUGCUGCUGGUGCUCUGAACAGCUCACCCAACACGGAGGCUGCAUACAUCCUGGUGCUGGAUGACCCCGAGCCAGAGCUGGCAGUCAACUACACCAUUCACUUCAAUGUUACACAAGGGCGGCCGCGUCUACUGCAGAGGACCCUUGAUGCUUCACUCCCAGCCAACGAUGACCCCUGGGGCCGCGUGGGUCUUGCAACAACGCAAACACGUAGUUUCCGCGAGCGGGCUGCCAACUAUACCAUCCAGCUCGUCCGUCAGCAAGGCUUGGUUGGCAGUCUGGAAGUCGCUUAUUCUUUCAUGCCUGGCACAGCCUCAAACAGCGACUUCAGCACCUCCAAUGGAACAGUGGCAUUUGUGGGAUCUGAACGCGUACAAAAUAUCACGCUCACAGUCUUCGAUGAUGGUCUCGUCGAAGGCAAUGAGACGAUCAUCCUGGCCCUGGCCGUUGUUGUCGGGCAAGGCGUUGUCGACGCGCCGCACUACACCCUGACCCUGCUUCCUUCAGACAGUGUUGAAGAGCUCGGCUUUUUUACGCUAGCUGGGAGCACCGUGAUUGACCCAACAGGCCUCAACCCUUCCACCGUAGCCAUCCACCGCAGUGCCGGUAUCGUCGGCGCUGUCCAUGUCGAUGUUGCCUUUUGGUCCCUGCCCCCCUUGGAUGCGUUUACCAGUCUGCUCGCCAAUCGUACCGGAAGACCCAUGGCAGACGCUAUCAAUACCUCGUCAGUCGAGACUUGCGCGCAGGCAUGCGUGCAAGUGAGCUGCAAUCUAUUUGCUUGGGAAGCUGAUCAGCAAUGUGUGCGCCUACGUACAGACGUAUUCGGGUCCGUCACGCUGAGCCGUGGUUACGAGCUCCGCGGCAACAUGCUCCCAGCCAUGGCCGGCUUGGAUUUCAAUGCCACGACAGUGUCAAUUGUUGUACCCGAUAGCCAGCGUGAUGCAGUUGUCCCUGUACCCGUGCUCUCUCGCGAGUCGGCCCCCCUUCCGCAGCGGCGUCUCUUUGCUGCUAUCGUCAACGCGACUGUAGCAGGACUCGAGGCACCGGCCGGCCCGCACUUUGACGCAUCCAACCGCUCUGUCGUGAUUGAUGAGUCUGGCCAGUAUCGUGGCCAAUUCACCUGGUCGACACUGUCCUGGCGUGUAGCUGAAGGGGCUGACUUCAACGUGACCAUCAACCGAACCCUCUCUCUGUGCGAGGGCGUUGAUAUCACAUGGCAGCUCGAGGGCCCGACCGCUGCCUCAACUUUUGCAGAACUGACCGGCACCGUGUCAUUUGCUGAAGGCCAGGCCACAGGUUUUCUGGCGUUGCACACCAUCGAUGACGAAGAACCAGAGGAGGCCACCACGUAUACACUGACGCUGGGCAAUGGCUCGGCCACAGGCCUCGCGCAAGGGCAAGGUAGCUUCUAUGUAAACAAUUCCGAGAUUGCUCACGUCGUGGUGGAAGACAGCGAUUUUCCAUACGGCAUGCUGCGCAUUGCUGAAGCUCCGCUCGCUGUUGAGGAGGGUGCCAAUUUGACAAUAACCGUUGUGCGUGAUUAUGGCACACUGUCCAAUGGCACCUUCUCGUUUGAGAUUCAGGGCAGCAUCGCCGUGACCCCUGCCAUGGGCACGCUCGAGCUACCGGAGGGUGUGAAUUCUAUCACAUUGAGUCUAGCUGUGGUCAACAAUGACGAGGGUGCCGGCGCAGAAUCUUUUGAGAUCGUACUGCUGCCCAACACGACGGGCGGUCUUUCCGUCAAUGCCUCGCAGGAUCGCGCGGUUAUCGUUGUGUUGCCCAAUGACGAACGCGUCUGGCUCAGCGCUGAUGAGAUCAUAAUCGACGAGGAUAACAGGCCGAGCGUCAAUGUGACUGUGGUGCGCAAUACUUCGCACAGCAACCGCGCUGUCAUGGCCAGCUGGAAUCUGACGGGUGCGUCCGACGUCUUGGAGCGCUUCGUCGCAACCUCGGGGAUGAUUACGCUGGCACCUGACGAUUCUGAGGCCAUGAUCGAGCUGGCUGUCGUGCCCGACGCAGUUCCACAGGUCUCGGCGGUCGUGGAGCUCAAACUCUUUGCAAUCGAUCAGACUGCUUUCAUUCCUGCGCCCGAGGCCACGGCGCAAGUUGUACUCCGCAGCAGUGACCGAGCGUUAGGGUGCGUAGCUCUUACUGUCAACUCCACGAGCGCACCCGAAGGCACGACCGUGGUGGCUCGCGUCGUGCGCAGCUGUGGCUCCUUUGGCAUUAUUCAAGGGCGCGUAGCUCUGGACGGCACCGGCGAGCUCCCUGCAGAUGUAACGGCAGAUAUCGUGGCGACCAACGGUCAGAACUUUCUCCUGACAGCUGCUACUCCUGAGGUCGAGCUGGCAUUUGAGAUUGUGGCGGACGGCGCCCCCGAGUUGACUGAGUCCUUCCUCUUGUCUUUGGUCGAUUUAUCGUCCAAUCUGGACAAUGCGUACAAUGAUGCUGCCACUGUGCUGACAGCACCCAUUGCCGUGGCCAUUCCGGAAAAUGACGACGCCCGCGGCACGCUGGGCUUUGCUGUUUCCAGCUCAAGCUGGAAAGAGGAUCAAGGCUGGGUGGAACUUGCCAUCACGCGCGAGCGAGGCCUUUUUGGUACAGUCUCAGCCACCAUCAACGCUGGUACGGGCACCGUGGGCGUGGGCGAUGCUCAGCCUCUGAACGCGCUCAUGCCCACAGCGCUUGCCAGCGUACAUGCGCAGUAUGUGACAAACCCGACCGUGAUCGACGAUGUACCGUGCUACCUGGCUGCAGAUACCGCAGGUUGCAGGCUGGUGUGCGGCGAGCGCGGCACCGUCAUUCAGUCGCUUUCGACCGAAGUGAUUGGCCAGCCAGCUCUCCUGCAGACGGCCACGGCGCUUUUUGCGUUUGUGCCUCUCUACCAAGUGCAAGGAGCCCAAGGCCUGGGUCCGACCCAAUCCUUGUUGUGGACCUACAGCUCAAGUUCCGCUCGCUUUGCCAACAAACAAAGCGUCUUGACGUUUGCGCCCACCGCUGCAGUCAUGAUUGAACUGACCAGCGCAAUAGCUGUCGCUGUUGUUGCCAAUGACGUGUCUAAUGGCAAUCUGAACCAGCCCUGUGUGCAAUACAUCCCCAUCAACAUUGGCGGCGAAGCUGCUGUGACACAGGACGAGUCGGUCGUGGCGGUGGACGCACCGUCUGCGAAGAACAUUGCAGUGCAGCGCUGGGUUACCGAUGUCGGUGUGGCCGACAGCCUUGCUCUGGUAACAUGGCUGUUGACCAACGAUGGCGACCUGCUGUAUCAGCUGUUCAACGGGACGCUGGCAUCAAAUUGGACCGCAGUGCUGCAGGAUGUGACUGGAUUUGCUGCAAAUGAGGAGUAUUUGGCUGUCUGGACCUCAGCCUCACAGCCCAUGGUCUAUCGCUUGUUUGGUAGCGAGCCCGCACUGGCUCCUAUGGCUUCCCUUCAAGUGAGGUCAAACUCGGGGUCAGUGAUUGUGAGUGCGUGGACGGGUCAAACCUGGAUGCAAGGCUCUGAAGACGGCUCUGUGACGCUUCAGCGCUACGAUAAGGACGCCUAUGCCUUCGUGGAGGAUGGAACCAUGCACACUGACCUUGUUCAGCUGCAACAGAUCAACUGCCAAGACGCUGUGGGGGUGUGCGUCCUGUCCAAUGGCUCACAUGCUCAAACCUUCCGCGUCAGUGCCAUGACUCCACUGGACGCUUAUCUAUCAACUGAUGAAGCCGUCUUUGCCGAGGGGCAGAAUAAAAGUGUGGUGAUGCUUCGAAUCAUCAACGAUGCCGUUGCUGAGGGUGAGCUGCUCAUUGAUUUUGAACUGACCGCGACUUCCGGCGGGGCGUCACUUCGUAGCCCCAGCAGCAGCACCCAUCGCUUAACCGUCGCAGCCAGCGAUGCCUUCCACGGUGAGGUCUCUUUGUUAAGCUGGUCGGAUCUGACACCGGUGAUCCUGGUUCCAGAAGGCACCACCCGGGAUGUGGCUGUGGUCCGCACGGGCGAUUUCGCCAGGCCACUUGAGCUAAACUGGACGUGUGCCUCCUUGGAUGAUGAUUCAAUGUUCAGUGCAGGCACCACGUUGGUUGGUCAACCUGACAGCUUGAUUUUUGCCAACUUUUCCACCACCGCUGUUCUGCAGUUGGCACCUCCUGAGGAUGAAGUGCCGGAACUUGCACAGAGUUGCCAGCUGCGCUUGAGCACGGAUGCCAAUGGUGUUUUCGUAGACCCAGUUCAGACAACAGUUCUAGUCCGUGUACCAGCCAAUGACAGUCCCUUGGGCGGCGUGGGGUUCUUAGCGCCAUACAAUCUGACUUUAGUAGAGGGUAACUCGGUGCAGGUGCAGAUGGAGCGUAUUGCGGACGCCUUUGAGACCGUGGUCGUACACCUCGAUGUCGUGACGAGCAGUGGCGCUGACGCUAGCGCCCAGGUAUCGCUUACCUCCAACGCGAUCGUUUUCGAAACUGCUGGGACGCAAAGCAUCACCCUUACGGCGACCAACGACGCCCUACCUGAAUUGCUUAGCACAUAUGCAAUCGUUGUUCACAACAUCACCGUUUACCCUGAGCCUGAUGAGGAGCCAUAUGGACCUGACUUGAUCGUGGGAACAGAGACACUCCGCGUGUCCAUCCCAGCAAACGACGCACCCGCGGGCAAUGUCUCCGUCGAGGCGACUUUACAACAUAACGGCACGGCGCGCUUUGUGAGCGUCGACCUCGGCCGCAUGGGCGCAACUCUGGCAGACGUAGUGGCCGAUCUUCGCAUACAGUUGGACGAUGGCGAGCCACUCGACACUGCUGCCGUGACCCUGACUGCGACAUCAAACAAUGUGCAUCAAGACCUGCUUCUGCCCACCGUGCCGCUGGCAGUGGGUCAAACGAUCCAUCUUAUGGUCACCGCCACUGCCACCUUGGACGGAGCUUCACGUGUUAUUCACGAAGAAGUUGUGUCCCUACCCGUGACGACAAGCUUGGCAGGUGGUGUCAUCUCUCUUCCCUCGGUGUUGUUGCUCGACGAGAGUGGUCCGGCAGUCACGCUGCGCUUGCAGCGGGAAAACGGCACCUUUGGGCUUGUUUGUUUUGACGUGAACCUGCCCGAUCGCGAGCAAGUGACAGUGACGCCUGCUGCACUUGUAUGUCUGCAAGAUGGUGAGGCGGAAACGCAGUUGACUGUGAGCGCUGUGGAUGAUCUCACGCCAGAAGUGGAUGAGACCUUUGUGCUCACCCUGACCCCACUCGUGGCCGGCAGUAACAACACAAAUUUACCGAGCUCCAUUCGUAAUGCGUUGCAACCAAGCACAGCUGCGUACGUGUUUGCAAACAUUGCCACUCGCUGCAUUGUUGUCGCCAAUGAUGCGCCGGCCGGUCAGGUGGCCUUGACUGGAGCCAGCUUCGUAGUUAAUGAGGUGACUGCUCAGCGCUUUUUGACUCUCAAUUUGAGUCGGGCCGCAGGGCUCUUUGGACAGCUCAACGUCACGCUAAACAUCACCUUUACGGGUGCGCGUGGAAGUGGUAACCCAGUCUUCCUUGCUUCCGACCUAGGCUCGGCCGCAGAAGGCGACGGCUUUCGCGUUCAGACCAGUGUCACCAUGGUGGCUGACACCGUGUUGCAGGCGUUUGACUUGCCCAUUAGUGACGACUUGCCCACAACAACUGGCGCUGGCUUUUUUGUCAACAUUGCGACCGCUUCCCUGGCUUCGCCUGCAACCCACUUGUCCAAUUUUACGUCGGUUCAGCCAACAUGGGCCAGUGGUACGGUGGCAACGCUUGUAGAAACAGAUGCCGUGACGUUUGGUCACUACGCAUUUGCCCUCCCCACUGCGACUGUGGAGGAAGGCACUCGCCUCGACGUGGCCGUUCAGCGAUCCGUCGGCUACCUUGCGUCGGCCAUCGUGGGCUGGCGACUGGUGGGUGAUGCGGUUACUUUGGCGGCUAACUUUGAAGGCCCGACGUCUGGAACCUUGAAUUUUUCUGCAUCCGCUCAGUCGCAAGUAUUUUCGCUAUAUGCGCGCAAUGAUAGCCUACCCGAGGGACCGCAGGUGUACCAACUACAGCUGCAGAUGGUGAGUGAGGGUUAUUCGCUCGAUACGGCGGCCAUGGUCAUAACGAUUCCCGCAAAUGACGGCGCCUUGGGCCACUUUGAGCUGCUGAGGCCUGCCGCACCUUUUGCCCUAUCAGAAGGUGCCAGCCUCACGCUAACGGUCAAUCGCCUGGGUGGUGCCCUGGGCACAGCCACGGUGUUUUGGAACGUCUCCUUGCCAGAUCAGGUGACCACCAGCAGUGGUAGCCUUGUCUUUACCGAGGGUGUCAGCACAGGCAGCAUUGUCCUCGAGGUGCUUGACGAUGCAGUACCUGAGCUCAAUGCUACGCUUGCUGUGCGACUGACAGCCACUGCUGGCCAGUUCGAUGGCCAAGCCACCUUUGAUGAUUCGGUGCUGCCCGUGGUACUGUUGGCCAGCGAUGACCCCUAUGGUGUGGUGGGUGUUGAGGCAGAAGCUACGGGUAUUGCAGUCGUUGCGGGUCGGGGGCGUGCAUUAGUGGGCCGCGUCGAGCGCUCGCGUGGGACCCUGGCAGACGUGGACGUGACUCUCUCCAUCACCGGCCUUACAUCGAGUAAUGUGCUUGGUGCAACCCUCCCCACAUGUGCCACGGAGGCUCUCACUCAAAACUGUCAGAUCAGCGUUUUAUUGGACCUCGAUAGCGCUUCCACGCGCUUCCAAAUGUUUAUUGCUGAAACGGUCGCCCUCAAUUCGUCGCGAGACAUUCUCGUGCGUGUGGAAAAUGCUCAAAUAACGGGACACAGCGAGCCUGUACCUUUGAAUAGUACCCUCAAGACAUAUGCAGUGCGCCCAAGCACUGCUCACGUGAUCGGCAGCUUGGGUUUGGUGACGCCUUUGAUCACUACAGUGAGUGAACCAGAUGAUGGCACUGUGUCCGUCGAGCUGACUGUAACGCGCCCGGUUGGAACCUACACUCCCAUGGGCCGUGGCUACGUGCAAGCAGCGUGGGCACUUGUCAACGCCCCCGCGUCUGCCUCGCUCACGCCUGCCUCAGGCGUGGUGCUCUUUGCUUUUGGUGAUGCAUCUGAAAACAUCAACCUACAGCUAGCUGCGGACACGGUGCCCGAGGAAGCGGUGGCAGUAACGCUGCAGCUGCAGACCCCUGUGACGUGCUUUGUUCUGAACAACGGCGCGUGCUCUUCGGGGAAUACAAGCGCCAACCCCACGUAUGCCCUUGAUGCGACACGAAGCGCUGUGGCUUUGACGGUGGCUGAAAGUGAUGACCCCUAUGGGCGCAUCGAAUUUGCUGCCGCACGACACAUGGUGUCCGCCUACGCGCAGCUUGCAAACAUUACACUCGUACGCUCGGGGGGGUCGCUAGGCCGGGUGCGCGUGUCCGUCAGAGCACGUCAAAGUAAUCUUGAUUCGUACCCUUUGGCAAGUCAAAACCUUGUUGCAGAGUUUGCUGACGGAGUAACGACGGCUACAGUCAGCGUUGAUCUGGGCGCCACCAACGCUGCCCGGAACAGUGAUGAGCCUCUGAACUUCACAUGUGCUCUGUCGCUGGGCAGCGAUGCCUCUGCAACAGGACGCCCCCCUGUCCUCGGCAGUCGCACAACACUACAAGUUCUGGUGGUGCCUGAGGAUUAUAACGUCGCAGAGGACGAUGAUUGGGUGGCCAGCGUCAGCACAGGCGCCAGCGGCACUUCUGCAAGCGGGUCACGCUCGUGCACCAGCACGUUGCCUAGCUCAUGUCUGGGUCUGACCGGUGGUACAAGCUGGGAUGCUUAUGAGGACUGCCUGAGCACCCUUCGACGCGUGCUGCGCAUCUCUGCAGCGCCGCUUUUCUGUGAGGAGCAGCUUAACUAUUUGUAUGCUGCUAGUCGGCAUAUGCUGCAAACUACUCCGAGCAAUCGAACUGACGCCGAGCUGGCCACGGCAGUUGCACCUUUGCUCGAUGUCAUGAAUGAACAAAGAUUUGCAGCCAAUGAGCCGGCUGUUUUGUGGGACGACUUUGCGCGCCUCUUACUUGAGACAUGCGAGACGGGUGAGGUGAGUGCAGAGUGCGCGUGCUGCUGCGAGCGCACAGCAAGCUCCACCAGCUUUUGGCUGCGCGCAUCAAGAACCAGAGCCUCUAGUCUGUACAACGUCGAACUUUCGUCUGAUGACUUGAGCUUGACGUACCCGCCGAUGCUGCCGAAUGUGUUGGCGAGCAACAAUGGUGAUGCCUGUGAAACGCUCUUGACUGGCACUUUAACGGCCCCACGAAGCUUCCCAGCCCCGCAGUACUCUCGCAUUCUCAACGACAACGUCAUUGAAGCUGGAGUCAUGGACCGGAGCAUCACGGACUUGGAAGAGGACAACCAAUUUGAGUUUACCAUCACCAAUGCCCAAGACGUCUUGCACCCUCGCUGCGUGUAUUGGAGUGAUUCCGCUUCAGGCUGGCUGGAUCAAGGAUGCGCCGUUCUACUUGACACUGAUAGUGUCACGUGCCGAUGCAACCACUUUUCCACCUUUGCGGUUUUGGAGGAUACCUCGUCCAUUAUUCCGGUCUACCUCCUGAUUGCCCUUGGCAUCACGGCUUUUGCAAGUGUAGUGGAGCUGGUGCGAAGUGCUCGCCAAUCCGGCGAGGGUGAGGUAUUGCUCAACCUCAUGCAGGUCACGACGAUUGUGGCUUGCGUAUUGACACUCGUGAAUGGCGCCGUUUCUCCCGUUGAACGGGAUGCAAGCGAUGGCAUGACGGUCCUGGCACUGUUCACCCACUUUGGCUUGUUAGCUUACUUGUGCACCGCCAUGACUGCCGUUUUCGUUCACCACCGCCAAUGGCGCACCAAGGGUGCCCUCAUGCCAAAAAUGACGCGACGCCUGUCUAUCGUUCUGGCGCUGCUCGUACCUGCCUUCUUGGUUGCCGCUGUGGUGGUCCUCUCUUUUGCUGUAGACCUGGGAGUGGGUGAAGCCUAUGGCAUUAUGGCUGACGGGCGGCGCUUUUCUUUCUGUCUGCUGUUAUGGCCCCUUGUGGCAACGUGUAUCCUGCCUUGGGCCUGUGCUGUUGUGUUAUGGGGUCUGGUCGUAGCUCUCAACCGAGACUCUACGACAGUGAUUAUCACUGCUCAUGCGCCUCGCCUGUCUCCCAGCGAAGAUGGGGAGGAUGCAGUUUCGGAGAAGAAAGAUUCGCAGCAGCUGGACCAAGAGCGUUCUCAGUUGCGUCAGCGCGCCAUUGCGUGGGUGUCCACGGGGCUGGUUGCAGUGGCUCUCGUUGCCAGUGCCAUCUACGUCCACACCACGGCUCUCUACAUUCUGAGCACCAUCGCACUUUUGGCAUGGGCCUUGCUCCUGAUCAUCUUCCCACAUUGGCAAGAACGUUCGGCUGGCCGUUCCGUGGCCAUUGCCGUACAGGAUUCCGUCGAGUUGGGCGCGUUUAGCAAGCAGCACAACGGCACGGCCCUAUAUGACCUGGCUGAAGCUGAUGAUGCAGUAUCUGUAGAUGUGACGCAGCAGUCGGAACUCCCCUCGGCCAUUUUACGCCCCAGCAACAUGUCCAUGGACUAUGAGCCCAUGGAAUCCUUCAAUGGGGGCCUUACGAUUCGCAGUCUGGAUGAGGGUGAGGAUGUCGAAUUUAACCACUUGAUGGCUGCUCUGUAUGGCACGAGCCAAACCGAUGAUGACGCCCAGGUCAAUACAACCACAGACACCAUCGAUCUCCGUCGCAUGUCAAUUGCUGACACUGCCCUGUAG